ACUUCAAUUUUUCUUGUGCAGCCUGGCAAUAGUGAAAUACGGGAAAAAAAUUCUAAAUCCAGGCAUAUUUCUUUCCCCCUUCUUCUUCUUUUCUUCUCAACGGCGUCGUAUUUUACCUCAUCGCCUCCGGCCCUCCGCUUUCUACAAUCGCCGCCGCCGCCGUCGUCGAACCUCAGUUUCCUUUUCUGAAUUACAGUUUUCGUAACGGUCAUUCGUAUAUACGUGUAUACAUAUACAUAUAUAUAUAUAUAUGUUCAGUUGUUUUGAUAGAUUAAAGAGAUACAUAGAGCUAUAAUAAUUGGGGGAGGGUUGAAGAAUAAAAUGUCGCCAACGACGGCGGCGAAACAGGCGGAGCUACUCAGACAAGACGGCAACUUGUACUUCAAAAAAGAUCGAUUCGCCGCUGCUAUUGAUGCAUAUACGGAGGCUAUUGUUCUGUGCCCUAAUGUUCCGGUAUAUUGGACAAACCGCGCUCUUUGCCAUCGAAAACGGAAUGAAUGGACAAGAGUAGAGGAGGAUUGCAGGAGAGCGAUAGAGCUUGAUCAUCGUUCUGUAAAGGCCCACUACAUGCUUGGUCUCGCACUGCUACAGAAGAGAGAAUUUGCAGAAGGUGUCAAGGAACUGGAAAAAGCAUUGGACCUUGGAAGAGGUGCAAACCCCAAGGGCUACAUGGUAGAGGAGAUAUGGCAAGAGCUUGCAAGAGCAAAAUACUUAUUAUGGGACAACGAAUCUACCAGACGUUCUUGGGAACUUCAAAACUUAAAAGAAGCCUGUGAAGCAGCUCUGAAAGAGAAAUAUUUCCUUGAUGCUCCUCAAACCGAAGGUUACGUAGAUGAAAACACCGAGUCUAAUCUAGAUCAACUCGAAGCUUUAGAACGAGUAUUCAGCAAAGCCGCUGAAGAUGAUAAUCCAACUGAGGUGCCAGAUUUUUUAUGCUGUAAAAUCACUUUAGACAUCUUUCGUGACCCUGUAAUUACUCCAAGCGGUGUUACAUAUGAAAGAGCUGUAAUCCUCGACCAUCUAGACAAGGUGGGUAAAUUUGAUCCAAUUACCCGUGAGCCACUGUACCCAACUCAGCUGGUAUCGAAUUUGGCUCUAAAAGAGGCUGUGAAAACAUAUCUCGAUGCACAUGGCUGGGCCUAUAAGAUGGAUUGAUGUAGGUUGUUUGUUUAUGGCUAGAACAUCCUUAGGUUCGUUGCAUAUUCUGCUCGAUGCAUACAUAAUUCGACGAUCACAAAAAAAGUGUAGCUAAACGCUAUUGUAACGAAUUGGAGUGUCACAUAUUUUGCCUUUUGAAAUGUAUACAUAGAGUGUUUACAAACCAACUUGUACAGUAUUGUGGCAGAACUGUAAAGAUGAAAAUCUUUUGGAUACUUGUUCUUGUGCUUUUUCGGUUUUUUUUUUUUCCAUUUUUUUUUCUGUGUUGUGAUACUGGUGCCGUUACUCUGUGACUGGUGUUCCCAUCUAAACUUGAAUUGCCAGUGUUUGAACUGUGAAGUGUCCCAAAAACCCGGUUUUAUUUUCGGUUGUAUAGGAGAAAUGUACUUUUGCGA
Molecule: messenger RNA, 1553 nt
Organism: Erythranthe guttata (spotted monkey flower)
Lineage: Eukaryota; Viridiplantae; Streptophyta; Magnoliopsida; Lamiales; Phrymaceae
Gene: CHIP
Product: carboxyl terminus of HSC70-interacting protein
Biological process (GO): cellular response to misfolded protein; protein quality control for misfolded or incompletely synthesized proteins; positive regulation of proteolysis
Cellular component (GO): cytoplasm
Molecular function (GO): protein-folding chaperone binding; ubiquitin protein ligase activity
Source: RefSeq, a predicted model, not a curated record